CCCCUGACAUGAACAUUAUCGAGCAUGUCUGGGAGGAGUUAGACCGCCGUGUGCGCCGUCGUUCCCCUCUCCCCCGGAAUGUUGAUGAGUUAUGGGCUGCCUUGCAGGAGGAAUGGUAUGGGCUUGAUACUGGUUAUAUACAGAAGCUGUACGAUUCCAUUCCCCAUCGUGUUGAGGCUCUCAAGGCUGCUCAUGGACUGCAUACACGCUACUAG
Molecule: messenger RNA, 215 nt
Organism: Dichomitus squalens LYAD-421 SS1
Lineage: Eukaryota; Fungi; Basidiomycota; Agaricomycetes; Polyporales; Polyporaceae
Exons: 1
Molecular function (GO): nucleic acid binding
Source: RefSeq, a predicted model, not a curated record